This is a messenger RNA of Vespula vulgaris, 810 nucleotides long. RefSeq lists its product as uncharacterized. The transcript has 2 exons. Gene Ontology annotation, biological process: nucleosome assembly. Gene Ontology annotation, molecular function: DNA binding. The coding region runs from base 39 to 623 and encodes 194 amino acids. Lineage: Eukaryota; Metazoa; Arthropoda; Insecta; Hymenoptera; Vespidae. The record is from RefSeq and is a predicted model, not a curated record. Gene Ontology annotation, cellular component: nucleosome.
CAUAUUCAGAAGAAAGGACGGUAAAAGAUCAGGAUAAGAUGAAAACAUCCAAAGAUGUACCAAAGAUGUCAACCAUGAUAACCUCUGCGAUCAGACACCUUCGCCAAUCUCAAGGUUCGACGCCCAAGGAAAUCAUGAAUUAUAUAAUCUCCCGGUACAACUUGGAAUCUCCCGGACAGCGACAGAUGAAGACUGCCCUGAAACGUGGCUUGGACUGUGGUAUAUUGGAUAGAAAUCGUGGCCACUACAAGUUGAACGCAAUAGCGGAAUACAUUUUGCAAAUGGGAAGAGAGACAGAAAAAAAGAUACAGAUAGGAGCGAAGAAACAGCGUCGUAGCGUGAAGGGGAAGAAGAGAACAGUUAAAAGAAGCAAGGGUAGAAGUAGUAUUAGGAGCACGAUCGAGCCAUCCGAGGAAAGGUGCAGUUGCAUUACGACGAAACCAAAAAACGCGUACACUUUGGAAAGCGACAUUCCGCUCGAACAACAGGAACAAUGUCAAAAGGAUGUUGUAUGUUGCUUCAAGAAGAAAUGGAAGGAGAAAUGCGAUAACGAGAGUACAGAUCAAAGUCGAUCUACCAUUGGCAGUAAUCCAGAAAUUACCGACGAUCAAGAAAAGUUAUAAAAAUGGAGAUCUUUACGAUCUUCACGAUCCUGUCCGUCGUUACAAAUUAUUUUUACAAUUUUCAACAUUUCUCGUAACGUCGUCUCGUUCGAUAAUAAACGUCAAAUCUUACAUAAAUUUCGUACCAUGGUGCACAGACGCGACCCGUUCGUACAUACGUUUUCCUCUAUCCUGAAAAUGAAGGAAA